GCCUCUCCCCUGACAGAAUGCGGGUUCUGCCAACAUUCGCAAAAUCUUAUGCUCCGAAUCGCAGUCGCGUCAAGAGUUCCAAGGAAAUAACAUUUGAAAUUCCCAGGCACUGAUAAUUCUUUAGAUGCUCCGGCCUCACCAAAACCUCACAACACCGAAGGCGAACAGGAGGAUGAGGAGAUGGGCGGCACAGAGACUGAACCAAAGAAAGAAAGCGAGGGCGCUGAAGAAAAUGCCGACGGCACCGCGCAGUCCGGUACCGAAGGUGCUACAGAAGACCAAUCUGGACAAGGCAAGUCGUCGAUCGAAUCUUCGGCGCGCUCACAUCUUGUUUCGCAAACACAUGCCAUCAUUCUUCCCAGUUAUUCCACAUGGUUCGACAUGCACACGGUUCAUCCGAUCGAGAAAAAGGCCCUCGCGGAGUUUUUUAACGGCAGAAACCGGAGCAAGACUCCCGCAGUCUAUAAAGAUUAUCGGGAUUUCAUGAUCAACACCUACAGGCUGAACCCUAUUGAGUAUCUUACAGUCACCGCAUGUCGCCGCAACCUUGCCGGAGAUGUGUGUGCGAUUAUGCGCGUUCACUCGUUCUUAGAGCAGUGGGGCUUGAUUAACUACCAAGUUGAUCCCCAAACACGGCCGUCCAAUAUCGGACCUCCCUUCACUGGUCAUUUCCGAGUCAUUGCCGAUACCCCACGUGGCCUUCAACCGUUCCAGCCUGGACCAAACCAUUUCAUCAAGCCCGGAAAGCCUCUACCGGCCACUGAGCGUGCGGCUUCAGCUACACCAGCCUCAAAGGCCGAUCUCAACCUCGAAAUACGUCGCAAUGUCUAUGACGACAAGGGCAAGGAGAUUACCCCCGCUGCUGAAGACAAGGAGAAGCAGACAAACGGCGACGGCUCCACCAAUGGUGCCACGGGCGACUCGGUCAAGGCGAUGGAAAGCGCUUCCAAAGAGCCCCGAAAGAAAUUCCACUGCUUCUCCUGUGGUAUCGAUUGCACUCGACUCCGAUUCCAUUAUGCGAAAUCGACCCCAGCCACUGCUAACGCGUCCGCUCCGGAUUCGAAGUAUGAUCUCUGCCCUAACUGCUUCCUACAAGGCCGCAUGCCCUCCAGCCAUAGCGCUUCAGACUUUGUUAAGCUCGAAGACAAUGCGUACUCCAUCAUUCCUGACAAGGAUGCUCCAUGGUCUGACUCCGAACUUGUGCUGCUCCUUGAAGGCCUCGAGAAUUUCGAUGAGAACUGGGAGCAGAUCGCCAACCACGUCGGCACCAGAACGAAGGAAGAGUGUGUUAUGAAGUUCCUGCAGCUUGAGAUCGAGGACAAAUACGUGGAAGAGUUGCCUGAUAUGAGGACCGCUGGUGGACGGGACCCUAUCAGCCAGGCUGAGAAUCCAGUUCUGUCGGUGGUCGCCUUCUUGGCCCAGAUGGCAGAGCCUGCCGUGGCUGCAGCUGCAGCUGGCCGCUCCGUGGAGGAAAUCCGCAAGGAACUCCGGAAGCAGCUUGAGAAGGGUACCGAGAAGAGUCAAGACAAGGGCAAAGAAAAAGAGGGAUCUGGAGUGAAGACGGAGGAUUCCAUGGAUGUGGAUACCUCUGCCGUUGAGGUUGUGGAAACUUCUGAUAAACAGUCUAAGGCUUCGCUCCCCACAGUAGCACUUGCCACCUCAGCAGCCCGUGCUGGCGCCCUUGCCUCUCACGAAGAACGGGAGAUGACCCGCCUGGUCUCCGCCGCUGUUAACGUCACACUGCAGAAAUUCGAAAUCAAGCUGCAGCAAUUCAACGAGAUGGAAGAGAUCAUUGAGGCUGAACGCCGGGAACUUGAACUGGCUCGCCAGCAGCUUUUCCUUGACCGGAUGGCCUUCAAGAAGCGCGUGAAGGAAGUCCAGGAUACUUUGCAAACCGUUAGUCUGCAGGGACCCGGCGAAGACUCGAGCAACCUUCUUGGCGAGGUUGCAACGACGGGAAUCGGGAACCGCUUCAACUUCCAGCCUGCCGGUACUGACGCACGGGCUGGUGUACAGCCUUUGAGUGCGGAGGGAGGUGCUGACUAUAAAACCCUGGACCUGUAAUGGGUGAAUGGCCCUCCAAUGGCAUGCAUAAAUGAAGAACAUUUUGAAAAAAAAAUAUGAACUAUAUUUCCUCACGAUGCAACAGGGAGGUUAGCAGGUUAACAUUAUAAUAUCCAUGUAUUGUACCAUAAAUAUCCUAGGGCCAAAGGGCCAGAUACCAGGGCAAAAAGAUCUGAGGGGAACUCGCCGGGGCUGUUUGGGCGAUGGAUUGAUGGAUGAAUGAUUGGGGUUUGGGUUUACUAG
Molecule: messenger RNA, 2307 nt
Organism: Aspergillus alliaceus
Lineage: Eukaryota; Fungi; Ascomycota; Eurotiomycetes; Eurotiales; Aspergillaceae
Gene: rscE
Product: putative RSC complex subunit (RSC8)
Exons: 2
Coding region: 181-2064 (627 amino acids)
Biological process (GO): positive regulation of DNA-templated transcription
Cellular component (GO): SWI/SNF complex
Molecular function (GO): DNA binding; histone binding
Source: RefSeq, a predicted model, not a curated record